AUGCGGCCGGCGGGAGCCGCGGCCGGCUUGGGAUCGCCGGCGCGGGACCUGUCGCUGUGCGGAGAGCUGCUGCAGGCCCCGCCGCCCCUGACCUCGUCUCCGUCGCCGGCCGCGCCCUCGGGGCCGCCGCUCCCCGCUGCAGCCGGCGCGACCCUCAGCCGCCUUCCGGAGCCGCUGCUGCGGAGGCUCAGCGGGAGCUUGGACCGAGCGCCCGAGGGCCGAGGAUGGAGGAGGCUGGCCGAGGUGGCGGGGAGUCGGGGGCGCCUCCGGCUCAGUUGUCUCGACUUGGAGCAGUGUUCUCUCAAGGUCCUGGAGCCUGAAGGCAGCCCCAGCCUGUGUUUACUGAAGCUGCUGGCUGAGAAGGGCUGUACGGUCAUGGAGCUGAGCGACUUCCUGCAGGCCAUGGAGCACACCGAGGUCCUUCAGCUUCUCAGCCCCCCAGGAAUAAAGAUCACUGUAAACCCCGAAUCCAAGGCAGUCUUGGCGGGACAGUUUGUGAAGCUGUGUUGCCGGGCAACUGGACAUCCUUUUGUACAAUAUCAAUGGUUCAAAAUGAAUAAAGAGAUUCCGAAUGGAAAUGCAUCUGAACUUGUUUUUAACACAGUGCAUGUAAGAGAUGCGGGCUUUUAUGUCUGUCGAGUUAAUAAUAAUUUCACCUUUGAAUUUAGCCAGUGGUCACAGCUGGAUGUUUGCGAUGUCACAGAAGUAACAGAAAGCUUCCAGAGCAGUUGGGACGGCAUCUCUGAAUCCAAGUUGCAAAUCUGUGUUGAACCAAAGUCCCAAAAGCUGAUGCCUGGCAGCACGUUGAUCUUACAGUGUGUGGCUGUCGGAAGCCCCAUUCCUCAGUACCAGUGGUUCAAAAACGAAUCACGAUUAACACACGAGACAAAAAAGCUAUACAUGGUACCUUAUGUGGAUUUGGAGCAUCAAGGAACCUACUGGUGUCGUGUAUAUAACGAUCGAGAGAGUCAAGACAGCAAGAAAGUAGACGUCAUCGUAGGAAGAACAGAUGAGGCAGUGGAAUGCACCGAAGAUGAAUUGACGAAUCUCGGGCAUCCUGAUAAUCAAGAGCAAACGGUUGACCAACCUUUGGCAAAGGACAAGGUUGCUCUUUUGAUAGGAAAUAUGAAUUAUUGGGAGCAUCCCAAGCUUAAAGCUCCUUUGGUGGAUGUGUAUGAAUUGACCAACUUGUUAAGACAGCUAGAUUUCAAAGUUGUUUCACUGUUGGAUCUUACUGAAUAUGAGAUGCGUAACGCCGUGGAUGAAUUUUUACUGCUUUUAGACAAAGGAGUCUAUGGGCUGUUGUAUUACGCGGGACAUGGAUAUGAGAACUUCGGGAACAGCUUUAUGGUCCCUGUGGAUGCUCCAAAUCCGUAUAGGUCAGAAAACUGUCUGUGUGUACAGAGUAUACUGAAACUGAUGCAAGAAAAGGAAACGGGACUCAACGUGUUCCUGCUGGACAUGUGCAGGAAAAGAAAUGACUAUGACGAUACCAUCCCAAUCCUGGACGCCCUGAGAGUCACCGCGAAUAUUGUCUUUGGAUACGCCACGUGUCAAGGAGCAGAAGCUUUUGAAAUACAGCAUUCUGGGCUGGCAAAUGGAAUCUUCAUGAAGUUUUUAAAGGAUAGGUUAUUAGAAGAAAAGAAAAUUACUGUGUUACUGGAUGAAGUUGCAGAAGAUAUGGGUAAAUGUCACCUUACCAAAGGCAAGCAGGCUCUAGAGAUUCGAAGUAGCUUAUCUGAGAAGAGAGCCCUCACUGACCCAAUCCAGGGAGCGGCACAUUCCGCGGAGUCUCUGGUGCGAAACCUCCAGUGGGCCAAGGCGCACGAGCUUCCAGAAAGUAUGUGUCUUAAAUUUCAGUGUGGUGUUCAGAUUCAAUUAGGAUUUGCAGCCGAGUUUUCCAACGUCAUGAUAAUCUAUACGAGUAUAGUCCACAAACCACCCGAUAUAUUAAUGUGCGAUGCCUAUGUUACUGACUUUCCACUUGAUCUAGAUAUUGACCCCAAAGACGCAAAUAAAGGGACCCCUGAAGAGACCGGCAGCUAUUUAGUAUCAAAGGAGCUUCCCAAGCACUGCCUGUACACUAGGCUCAGCUCACUGCAGAAAUUAAAGGAACAUCUGGUCUUCACCGUCUGUCUGUCGUAUCAGUACUCAGGACUGGAAGAUACCGUAGAGGAAAAGCAGGAGGUGAAUGUGGGAAAACCUCUCAUUGCUAAACUCGACAUUCAUCGGGGCUCAGGGAGGAAGACGUGCUUCCAGACUUGCGUCAUGUGUAACGGUCCUUACCCCAGCUCUGCCGCCAGCUCCGCGGGGGCGGCCCGCUACCGCCCACCUCAGGACUCCUUCUCCGGCGCUUACCACUCCCACCUCAGUAACUCGAGCAGCGUGAUGCCAUCAGAUGGCUGUCGCUGCAGCCGGACUGCGGACACCUUCGUUUCAAGCCAUCACACCCACCAUUACUCGCGUCAGUUUGGCAGAAGCAACGUGCCAGUAGAGACGACUGAUGAAAUACCGUUCACGUUCUCUGAUGGGCUUAGAAUUUCUGAAAAGUGACUUCUUUGUUCUCAAAAGUUCUCAUAAUUAAUAGAUGUCUCAUCCAACAGUACUUACAUAAAGUGAGAUACUAGGGGAAAAGCAAAUAGAUACACAUGUAGCAAGAGAAAAUUAGUUAACAGGCAUUUCAUGGCAAACUCAGGACUUUGAGACGUUGGAAUUAUUUAACUACAAACCUCCUCUUAAGAUUUUGUGGAUGGGUUAAUUUCUUCUGUAAGUAUGAAGUAUGGACAUGUAUAUGUUUGUGUACAUAACAGUGUUUUCAUCUUGACCACUCUGAAGUAAGAACAGUGGGAACGGCAUUACUGUAGAAUAAGUCAUUGUAUUUCUAGAACCAGGAAAAGAACCUUGGUGAUGAUCAGGCUUCACCUAAUUUUUGUCAGUGGGAGAAACAGACCGAGGCAGCUUCUGUAAGUUGGAGUUGAGACCUCCAGGUUUGUACUGCAGUGUGUAUUCCACUACACAUUGCCUUCCUGACACCUUCUGAGACAGGCAUGAUUUCUGUAGAUAGACUCUAAGACAUGUAAAUAAGAAUGUCUGUGUAUAAUCUAGAAGCACAUGAACUUUAGUUUGUGA
Budorcas taxicolor (takin) is the source of this 3129-nucleotide messenger RNA. RefSeq names its product MALT1 paracaspase (gene MALT1). Bases 1 to 2553 code for a protein of 850 amino acids. Lineage: Eukaryota; Metazoa; Chordata; Mammalia; Artiodactyla; Bovidae. Gene Ontology annotation, biological process: proteolysis. The record is from RefSeq and is a predicted model, not a curated record. The transcript has 17 exons. Gene Ontology annotation, molecular function: cysteine-type endopeptidase activity.